Messenger RNA from Lethenteron reissneri (Far Eastern brook lamprey), 7527 nucleotides. RefSeq lists its product as uncharacterized. NCBI's taxonomy places the organism in Eukaryota, Metazoa, Chordata, Hyperoartia, Petromyzontiformes, Petromyzontidae. The record is from RefSeq and is a predicted model, not a curated record.
UCUCAGUCUCUCAUCUCACUCAGUCUCUCAGUGUCUCAGUCUCUCACUCAGUCAGUCUCUCACUCAGUCAGUCUCUCACUCAGUCAGUCUCUCACUCAGUCAGUCUCUCACUCAGUCAGUCUCUCACUCAGUCAGUCUCUCACUCAGUCAGUCUCUCACUCAGUCAGUCUCUCACUCAGUCAGUCUCUCACUCAGUCAGUCUCUCACUCAGUCUCUCAGUGUCUCAGUCUCUCACUCAGGUCAGUCUCUCACUCAGUCAGUCUCUCACUCAGUCAGUCUCUCACUUCGUCUCUCAGUGUCUCAGUCUCUCACUCAGUCAGUCUCUCACUCAGUCAAUCUCUCAGUCAGUCUCUCACUCAGUCAGUGUCUCACUCAGUGUCUCAGUCAGUCUCUCAGUGCCUCAGUCAGUGUCUCAGUCUCUCAGUCAGUCUCUCAGUCAGUCACUCACUCAGUCUCUCAGUCAGUGUCUCAGUCUCUCAGUCAGUCUCUCAGUCAGUCACUCACUCACGCAGUCUCUCAGUCAGUGUCUCAGUCCCUCAGUCAGUCUCUCAGUCAUUCACUCACUCACGCAGUCUCUCAGUCAGUGUCUCAGUCUCUCACUCACUCAGUCACUCACUCAGUCUCUCAGUCUCUCAGUCAGUGUCUCAGUCAAUCUCUCAGUCUCUUAGUCAGUCUCUCAGUUAGUCUCUCAGUCACUCACUCAGUCAGUCUCUCAUCUCUCAGUCAGUCUCUCAGUCUCUCAGUCAGUCUCUCAGUCAGUCUCUUAGUCAGUCUCUCAGUCAGCCUCUCAGUCUCUCAGUCAGUCUCUCAGUCACCCACUCACUCAGUCAGUCUCUCAUUCAGUCUCUCAGUCAGUCUCUCAGUCACUCACUCAAUCAGUCUCUCAGUCAGUCUCUCAUCUCUCAGUCAGUCUCUCAGUCAUUCACUCACUCACGCAGUCUCUCAGUCAGUGUCUCAAUCUCUCACUCACUCAGUCACUCACUCAGUCUCUCAGUCUCUCAGUCAGUGUCUCAGUCAAUCUCUCAGUCUCUUAGUCAGUCUCUCAGUUAGUCUCUCAGUCACUCACUCAGUCAGUCUCUCAUCUCUCAGUCAGUCUCUCAGUCUCUCAGUCAGUCUCUCAGUCAGUCUCUUAGUCAGUCUCUCAGUCAGCCUCUCAGUCUCUCAGUCAGUCUCUCAGUCAGUCUCUCAGUCACUCACUCAGUCAGUCUCUCAUCUUUCAGUCAGUCUCUCAGUCAGUCUCUCAGUCAGUCUCUUAGUCAGUCUCUCGUCUCUCAGUCAGUCUCUCAGUCACUCUCUCAGUCACCCACUCACUCAGUCAGUCUCUCAGUCAAUCUCUCAGUCAGUCUCUCAGUCACUCACUCAAUCAGUCUCAGUCAGUCUCUCAUCUCUCAGUCAGUCAGUCUCUCGUCUCAGUCAGUCUCUCAGUCAGUCUCUCAGUCACCCACUCACUCAGUCAGUCUCUCAUUCAGUCUCUCAGUCAGUCUCUCAGUCACUCACUCAAUCAGUCUCUCAGUCAGUCUCUCAUCUCUCAGUCAGUCAGUCUCUCGUCUCUCAGUCAGUCUCUCAGUCAGUCUCUCAUCUCAGUCUCUCAGUCACUCACUCAGUCAGUCUCUCAGUCAGUCUCUCAGUCAGUCUCUCAGUCAGUCAGUCUCUCAGUCAGUCUCUCAGUCAGUCUCUAAUAUCAGUCUCUCAGUCACUCAGUUAGUCUCUCAGUCAGUCUCUCAGUCAGUCUCUCAGUCAGUCAGUCUCUCAGUCAGUCUCUCACUCAGUCUCUCAUCUCAGUCUCUCAGUCACUCAGUCAGUCUCUCAGUCAGUCUCUCAUCUCAGUCUCUCAGUCUCUCAGUCAGUCUCUCAGUCACUCACUCAGUCAGUCUCUCAGUCAGUCUCUCGUCUCAGUCUCUCGUCUGUCUCUCUUCUUGUGAUCCCCAUUUAACUCUCUAAAACUUACUAUUGUUAAAGGUGUAUUUUAAACAAAGAUGAAUAUGCAAAGGGAACACAUUUUUAGGAGUCAAUUAAGUGUGGGUCACAAGACCACCCUAUAUGGUACUCUACUACGGUGUUAAAUAAAAAAAAAAUUAAAAUAAUUUUAUUGGCGUUACCAUACAUAAUGUUUAGGGAAGUUUACGAGUAUCUCAUGGUACGGUAUAUGGUGUGGUCAUUGUGACCAGGCAUGUAAUGAUUGACUGACUGACUACCUUUCAAUUCAGAUGACAAUGCAGGGCCGUUAUUGAAAUAUAAUCACCUGAGAGUUCACGUAUAUUGUAGAAUGUUUGGUGGCUGCACCUUUCGCUGGAAACGAUCACACACAACAUUUAGGAAUCCAACAACAUUGUCUCUUCCAUGCGUGAGUCGACGCCACGUGUCAUAAGUGUCAAGAUAUAAUUCAAAAAUCGGGCGUGUGACGUUUCGUGCGUUAUCGUCGCUGUGACAAUUGUUUGAGUGUUAGUGGUAACAACGUUGCGUUCGCAUUCCAUUUAUAGACGUUUUGUUAUAGCGACAUCAGUCAUGAAAUCACACAUUUAGCACGCUCUUACAAGGGGUGACAUCACAGAUUUCAACGCUGACACUUUACAAUUCAGAAUCAGAAUAUUUUCACGAGAGGAAUCUGAUGAGCCAUGCAGGUAUUUUAACAGAUGUCCAGGAGGUAUCUUAGAUUAUGUGGGAAUGAUCUGCAAUCGAACUGGUCAAUUGCCCCAGUGGCAAGCAUACUGACAGCCAGGCUCAUUGUCACAUGAUGCCACCCUGGACAUUCAUCACGUAGGCGUAUUCAUUACAGUUCAGUCCCGUAAUCGAAGCACAUUCGUCAAUUCAUUUUUCAGUACUCGGUAAAUGUAACAUGAUGUGCUGAAAUAUUGGUCUUGGCUUGAUCUUAGAACCUGAUUUAUGAACGUCAUUUCUCAUUUCCCAAACUCUUAUAACACUGCUCGAUUCAAUACACGUUUUAACUCUUAUUACACAUCUGAUAGUGCUGUUACAGGCCGUGUGACGUUUUAAGCCUUUAGGCCUGUGCUGAUUGGCUGUAUUAAAAAAAAAUCUCGAUAUCUUAAUACGCAAUGCUUUGCUACCAAAUGUGUCAUCCUCUGCGAAUUUGAGCGCACCAGCCAAUGUUUGAAAUGCAGAGGAAGUCUCAUUCAUUAAAAAAAAAACCCUCUAUUUGAAAUUGAGAACUUUGUAAAGGUCAUGAGCUGCGUCACUUGUUAUUAAUGCAUGAUGGAAUUAUAGCCGGUGCACUCUCAUCUGCCACCCAACCCAGGAGAUCAAUAUUGAAUAGGUGUAUCGCGUUGAAGGGCCGGUACACGCGUACACAUCAUGAUACUCACAUGGGAGUGUUACUGCAGUCCCUCCAAGUGCAAGACAAGAAACAGUCUGGCACUAUCCAAUUCAUAAUCAACGUUUUUGGGUUUAGAUCGCGUUAUUUAUAAAUGUGUCGUAACCCUCCACCACCCGACACGGCCAAUCAGUAAAAAGUGUCACGUUGACAAAAGACAAAUAGUUCACUGCUUUAGCCCACCGGUGUGUUGAAGCGUGAAACCACGACAUUUACAAUUUGAGUACGACGUUUCGCUGGUAAUUGCAUCCGGCAUCAUCGGGCAAUUCGCCAGAAUGAAUAAUAUUGGUCGCGAAAUCCUACGUGUUAAACUACUCUCCAAGCAGAUUUCUAUCCAAACAUUUACAAAAAAAAUGUUGUCCAACCACAGCCGGUGGAUUGCACUAAACCACUAGGCGGCCCAUUCCAAUUCCUGCUUCUUUAGCUUUUCAUGACAUGUGAAGGUGAACUGCUUGUUUAUUUUGUGUUGCAGGUUAGGCGUUCACGGAUAUGGAUGUUGGUGUUGCCAUGAAGGGUUAGGGCCACAUGCGGCUGUUUAAGGACUUGUUUAGUGACAUUAUUCAUUAAGGAACACCAUCUCGUAUUCACACGCAUUGCGGAGUUUUUUUUACUGAAUUGGGAAAAAAAGGUCUCUUGUUUUGGUUGCUGACCCCUGGGUUCGGGUAAUGGUAGCAUUGCCACCUUUUCCACUACCUAAACAUAUUUCUCGAUCAACCGAUGUAUAUCAGAACUGUGCAGUGCACUGUAAUAAAGUUCGCCAGAAUGCUGGGACCAGAUUCCGGUGCAAGUCAAUUCCUGCCAACCCGAACACAGAUGCCCAAUCCUGGACUGCCUCGGUCGAGCCUGGGCAGGUGGCAACCCUCCUUAGUGGUUUUGGGGCUAGAGUUCGGGGUUAUGGGUUAAGGCUAGGUAGGUGUUUAGCGUUAGAGAUAAGGGUUUGGGUUUGUGCUUAGGGAUGAGGGUUAUUUUCUUAAGCCCACGUGUGGGAACAGCAGUAUCGGUCUCCUCACGUGUUAAAAACACUGCCAAUACAAAACGUGGCCAACCACUCAAAUGCAUGUGAUGUUGUGUAGAGUAUGGCAACAAUGCAUAGGAUGGUGUUCCAUUUGCAUGAAUUGUAUAAUAUAUUAUCCAAGCCCAAUUAUAAAAAAAAAAUAUUUUUGUGGCAGAUGUUCUCAGUUUCGUCUAAAAGGGGUUAUUAUAGAUACGUCAGCAUUGGUGUAGUGUGUGAUAAACUCAUCCAAUCAUUGUCCUGAUUUACGUGACAAUAAUUUUGAAGCAGUUUCUUAAUUUACAAUCCUGUUGGCUUAGCAAGCGCGUUAACUGAGAUGUAAAACGUUUUCACUUCUGUAAGACUUCAUACCAAUGCAACCCAAAACAAUGUAGUAAUUAAUAAAUAUAAAUACAUAUUACGAGAAGUAAAUAUACACUUAUGCAGUGAUGCUGGGGGGGGGGGGAGAUUUAAUUGUGGUGAAAAUGUUUACUUCUUCGACUUUUGCUGAACUCGUGAAGAAAUGUCGAGAGUAUUUUUCGAGUGCAUUCUGUGACUUAUGCAUGUGACAAAGCAUUGCAGUUGCCCGGGGCUUGGAGCGGCAAGGAGUGAUGUGCUAAUGAGAUGGGAUGAGCGGUGUGCGCUCUGAGACUGAGCUGGGCAAAGCUGGGCAUUUGAAUACGGAAACAUUUUCAAGUCUCAAUGGUCUCCCAAGAAAGCCCAAAGCUUUCACUGCCAUCCACGUGUGACCUCUUUCCUUCCGAUACUCAGCGACACUUCUGCAGUGCCGAUGAAUCCGAGCGAUCUCAGCCCAGCGUCACGUGCUCCUGGAAAGACAGCGUCGUCGUAGCGAGUCCGCUCACCCCGAGCGACAACGGCGGGGUCCUCGGCUUCGACGACGAUGGCAGAGCCACUGCCGGCAGAGCUGACGACGAUGCCCAGGCCGAAGCCACCUUGAGAGCGAAGAUGGAACGAUUCUACGGGUCCAUCGCUGAGAACGGCAGGGAAGAGGUGCAAGAGUGUCGACGCCAGCAAGACGAUCCGCAGGCACCGCAGCGCCCACAGCGGCCGCAGCGUCGGACCCCGCGGCAGCUGGGAGAGCAGCCGCCGUGGCCCGCCAUGGAGGAAGGGCCGUACCCCAUCCACGCCUGCCCCUGGGCCGAGACGGCACCGGCGGAGGCCGCGCGGGUGCGCUCGGCGCUGCUGGGAGCUGCGGCCGCCCUCGCCUCGACAGGAGAUCGUCCGUACGCGCUGCGCUCGGUCGCCAUGGCGAGCCUCGUCCUGCGAGCCCACGGCUGUGGCGCCUUCACGACACCGGGGUCGCGCGAUCGCGCCGUGCCCGGCCUGGCAGGCCCCGUCGUAGACUGGGUGCUGGGGGUCUUGGCUUCGCGGGGGAGCGGGGAUGGGGAGUAGAGGGACGCGUCCCAUGGCACACGGGAUUAAGGACUGGGUGAGCAGAAAAUGUCAAAACUGAAGUAUUUUUAUUUCACCAGGCAAGGCCCACUGAGCUAUAUAGCUUCUUUUUCAGAUGCGACCUGGCCACAAAUAAUAGUUCAACGAAGUGGCUUAUCACGUGGAAAUGUAUAGCAGCCAAAUACUCUAAACGUAUGUUUCUAAAUGUGGAGGGGAAAAAACCAGAGGACCUGGAGGGAAAUCCACUCGACCACGGGUAGAGAGACAAGCAAACUCCAAAUAUACAGCAGGCGUCAGGGUUGGGAUAGAACCCACGGCCUCCUGUGUACCUGGCGAGGUAGUUAACAUCUCGCCACCGUGGCCUGCUUGUAUUGUCAAGUUCCCCCUAGAUGAGACGAAGCAGCCGAGGUGGAAAAGGAAAUGCACACAAAGGGGGUGGCGGCAAGCGAAGAUGAUGUGAUGACGUUGGAUUAUAACAAUUGAGUGAGGUUGGCAGCAGCUGAGUCAGCCUAUGGGUAGUCCUGUUCGUAUGUAUGGCUUUCACCUAGCAGGGCUGAAGAGAAGUGGGAGAUAGGUACACAGCUGUCGGCAGUGUUUCUUUACAACCAGGUGAGAACCAUUGAGACGGGCGUGCAAUUCAUCAGAGACCGAGAUAAUACAAUGGAAACGUACUAAAUAUACAGCACUAAUGAAAUAAAGUUAUUGUAUUUUAAUAUUUACAGUAGCUUUGCAUAGUAGCUGCUGGAUGGACGCACCCAUGUGAGUCAUGGGGAGUUGUUUGCCCGGAAAUCAGGUCGCAAGUUCGACAAACACUGCGCCACUGCUGCACAUUACCCAGUGCACAUGGCAGAGUCAGUAAUGCCGAGUCAAAUGGUAGAAUCCUUUGAACAAAGAAUACUGUGGUGAAACGACCAUUUUUAAUCAUCAUAGUGUAUUUUAAUAGUUUUGAUGUAUUUUUAAAUAGUUAAUGAACUUUUUUACACAUUACAUUUGUACAAAAUUGAUAAUGAUGACGAUGAAAAUGUAUUUCCAUAAAGUGUGUAGAUGCAUGAAGGUUGUGUUAGGUGCCCCAUGUAGUUAUAUUUCAACACGAGUGUGAUUUUAAAUCUUUGUGCAUACCUCCACAUUGCGGCCCCCACCUCGACGGACGUCACCUGCCCUGGGAUUCCUCGGAUGCUCCGAGCUCGGUGCUGACCCUGGUCGCCGACCACGGGAAGCCGAUAAUGCCACGGGGCAGGCGGCUCACGGCCUCAUUUCGUGACCGAUACAAAACACGCACCUUGAUUUACCGUGAGAGCCGGGCGCUGGUGGAAGAGGCCGGGUGACCCUGAUGGAUGUCUAAUUGCUUCAUCGGGUGAACAAGUGGAGCGUGAUUGAAAUGCUGUCGUGCACCGCCCACACACUCUCCAUCGUUGUUCGGUUUUGUGCCGGCAGAAGAUAAUACCGCUGCAAGCUCUUUUAUUGCAUUAAUGCGACGAUUUUAGAUAACGUGUUCCAAGUGAAGCAAGCUCUGCAUAUCUCAGUCGUGGUCGAUAAUGAUGAUAUUUUUACGAUUAUAUUAAUUUUACGGCUGUUACGAUGAUGUGAAUUUGCAGGAAGCGUCCUUUUGCUCGUAAUGAAUUGAUGUAAUGUAUUUUCCACUGCUUUGUAAUGAAAUAGCUUCGAUUAGCCCAGGCUACACAAAACGCAUGUGCGCUGUAAUAUACAUGCAUGGCUAAACAUGCGCAGUGUCGAUGUCUUGUUGGCUACACAUAUGUUUGGAAAUUAAUAAAUUGAUGCAUGCAUAUACACCGUG